This is a messenger RNA of Ctenocephalides felis (cat flea), 1866 nucleotides long. RefSeq names its product zinc finger BED domain-containing protein 5-like. Gene Ontology annotation, molecular function: protein dimerization activity. The transcript has a single exon. NCBI's taxonomy places the organism in Eukaryota, Metazoa, Arthropoda, Insecta, Siphonaptera, Pulicidae. The record is from RefSeq and is a predicted model, not a curated record. The coding region runs from base 1 to 1866 and encodes 621 amino acids.
AUGGAUAAGUGGCUAAAUAAAAUUUCAACUAAUAAGCCUGCCACGCCGUCACAACCAAAUUGCAGUGCUUCUAAUUCGGCUUCUAGCAAAACAAAAAAAAGAAAAUAUGAUGAAUCAUAUUUGCAAUAUGGCUUCACAUGUUCUUCUCACAACAAUGAAGAUCAACCAGUGUGUUUAAUUUGCAAAGAAGUUUUGGCCGCAGAAAGCAUGAAACCGUCAAAACUGCAACGACAUUUGAAUACUAAACAUGCAACGUUAUCAAAAAAGCCAAUAGAAUAUUUUGAACGUCUUUUGCAAACAUCAAAUAACGAAAAGAAUACUUUGGAGAGGUAUGUUACUUUGAAUGAUAAAUAUCUAUUGGCAUCGUAUGAAGUUUCGUAUUUGAUAGCAAAAACGAAAAAGCCUUUUACUAUUGGAGAGCAACUUUCACUACCUGCAGCUAUAAGAAUGUCUGAAAUUGUUCAUGGAAAACAGUAUGCUGCUGAAAUUAGUAAAAUUCCAUUAUCAAAUGACACUGUAUCCAAAAGAAUUUCAGACAUUAGCAAUGAUCAAUUUCAACAGCUUCUUAUGAGACUUAAAGACAGCCCAAAGUUUGCAAUACAACUGGACGAGUCGACAGACAUUUCAAAAAUGGCACAGUUGUUACUUUUUGUAAGAUAUAUUUAUGAGGGAAGGAUUCAUGAAGAUAUACUGUUUUGUCGUCCUCUGGAAGGUCAUACUCGUGGAAAAGAUAUAUAUAAAAAAGUAAAUGAGUUUUUUGAAGAAGAAGGAUUAAAUUGGAAAAAUUGUGUUGGUGUGUGCACGGACGGUGCUGCAGCAAUGACCGGACAAGAUCUUGGUUUUACAGCAUUUGUUAAAGCUGGAAAUGAUCAUAUUACAUUUACACACUGCAUGAUUCACCGAGAGGCACUUGUUGUUAAAAAAAUAGCACCAGAAUUAAACAUUGUGUUUUCUGAUGCAGUCAAAAUCAUUAACUUUAUUAAAAGUCGAGCACUUAAUAGUCGAUUGUUUAAAAAUUUGUGCAUUGAUAUGGAUUCGGAUUAUACAAGUUUAUUGCUACAUGCUGAAGUUAGGUGGCUAUCAAGAGGUCGAAGUUUGAAACGAUUAUUAACUUUGAAAGAUGAAGUUCUUAUAUUUCUAACAGAGCAAAAUAGUAAUUUGGCCGAUUAUUUUCACAAUAAUUUAUGGCUUCUCAAGCUAUGCUAUUUGGCAGACAUUUUUGAUAAAAUCAAUGAUGUGAAUUUAUCAAUGCAGGGAGUCUGCGCUAAUAUAUUUACGUUAAAAAAUAAACUUGAGGCCUUUAUUAAAAAAAUUAUUAUAUGGAAGAACAGAGUGGAAAGUGGAUCGCUCGAAAUGUUUCCCUUUACUGACGAGUUCAUAAUUAGUAACAAUAUUUCCAUAACAGAUACUCACAUAACAGAAAUUAUAUUUAAUCAUUUGAAAGACAUGGAAGUUUAUAUGCAUAAGUAUUUUCCCAAUGAUAUUGAUAGACACCAAUGGAUUUCCAAUCCAUUUUCAAUUACAAUCGAAGAAAUGAAUUUUUUAAACUUAAAAGCUCACGAAGAAUUUGCGGAAUUAACUAGUGAUACUGCCUUGCGAAUAAGAUUUUCUCAAGUGCCUGUGCAUGAAUUUUGGAUAGAAAUGAAAUUAGAAUAUCCCUUACUUUCAGAAAUAGCAAUGAACAUAUUACUGCCAUUUUGUACAACAUAUUUAUGUGAAUCAGCUUUUUCCACAUUAUCUUAUAUAAAAUCAAAAUACCGUUCAACUUUAAUAAACGUUGAAAAUUUGUUACGACCUGCAAUAACUCAAAUUGAGCCUAGAUUUAAUUAUUUAUGUAAAAAUAAACAAUCACACCCGUCACAUUAG